AUGUCGGUGCCGGCGGCCGCCAGCAACCUGCCCAUGCGUCUGCUCCGCAGGAAGAUCCACAAGCGCAACCUGAAGCUGCGGCAGCGCAACCUGAAGCUGCGGGCGGGCGAGGGGGCAGUGCCCUCCCCGGGCCAGGCGGCUUCCCAGGGACCCCCGGAGGAGGAGGAGGAGGAGGAAGCAGCGGCGGCCCCGGAGAUGGAGGAGAGGGCGGAGCCUGCGGACGCUGCCGGACCCGGCGGUGGGGAGAAGGAGAAGAAGAAAAAGAAGAAGAAAAAGAGGAAAGCGGCGGCUGAUGCGGGAGAUGAUACAGAAACCAAAAAAGCAAAAACUGAAGAAGAUGAAUCUGCAGAGGUAGAAAAUGGAGAUAAGCAGAAUUCUGGAAAGAAAGAAGUGGAAGAGGAGGAUGGGGAGGAGGAUGAAGUGCCCAGUUUACCACUAGGUUUAACAGGUGCUUUUGAAGACAAUUCUUUUGCUUCCCUGGCUGGUGCUGUCAGUGAGAAUACAUUGAAAGGCAUAAAUGACAUGGGGUUUACACAUAUGACUGAAAUUCAGCAUAAAAGUAUUAAGCCUCUUCUGGAAGGCAGGGAUAUUUUAGCAGCUGCAAAAACAGGCAGUGGCAAAACACUUGCAUUUCUCAUUCCUGCAGUAGAGCUCAUCUACAAGCUGAAAUUCAUGCCUAGAAAUGGAACGGGUGUCAUUAUUCUUUCUCCUACUCGAGAGCUUGCCAUGCAAACCUAUGGAGUUCUUAAAGAACUCAUGAAUCAUCAUGUUCACACCUAUGGUCUGAUAAUGGGGGGCAGUAACAGAUCAGCAGAAGCACAGAAGCUUGGAAAUGGAAUCAACAUCAUUGUAGCAACACCAGGGAGGCUACUGGAUCAUAUGCAGAACACUCCAGGUUUCAUGUAUAAGAACUUGCAGUGUUUGGUAAUUGACGAGGCAGAUCGAAUCUUGGAGGUUGGAUUUGAAGAAGAAAUGAAACAGAUCAUAAAACUUUUACCAAAGCGCAGACAGACGAUGCUUUUCUCUGCUACACAAACAAGAAAGGUUGAAGAUCUGGCAAAGAUCUCUCUGAAGAAAGAGCCACUGUAUGUUGGUGUUGAUGAUAACAAGGAGACAGCAACAGUAGAUGGUCUUGAACAGGGGUAUGUAGUGUGUCCAUCUGAAAAAAGGUUCCUUUUGCUCUUCACAUUCCUCAAGAAGAACCGGAAGAAGAAACUAAUGGUAUUUUUUUCUUCAUGUAUGUCAGUGAAGUACCACUAUGAAUUACUCAACUAUAUUGAUCUGCCUGUUUUGGCCAUUCAUGGCAAGCAGAAGCAAACCAAACGUACUACAACGUUUUUCCAGUUCUGUAAUGCAGAAUCUGGAAUAUUGCUGUGCACUGAUGUUGCUGCCAGAGGAUUGGAUAUUCCUGAAGUUGACUGGAUUGUCCAGUAUGAUCCUCCAGAUGAUCCAAAGGAAUAUAUUCAUCGUGUUGGUAGAACUGCCAGAGGCAUAAAUGGGAGAGGUCAUGCUCUGCUCAUUUUACGACCUGAAGAACUGGGCUUUCUACGAUACCUAAAACAAGCCAGGGUACCGCUGAGUGAAUUUGAAUUUUCUUGGUCAAAAAUUUCAGACAUCCAGUCUCAGCUGGAAAAACUGAUAGAGAAGAACUAUUUCCUUCACAAGUCAGCCCAGGAGGCAUACAAAGCUUACAUUAGAGCUUAUGACUCCCAUUCUCUGAAACAGAUCUAUAAUGUCAAUAACUUGGAUCUUCCCAAAGUCAGCCUUUCAUUUGGUUUUAAAGUUCCUCCAUUUGUUGACCUCAAUGUGAACAGCAACCAUGGCAGAAGACUUCAGAAAAGAGGUGGAGGUGGAGGAUUUGGUUACCAGAAGUCCAAGAGUGUCCACAAAGCAAAAAUCUUCAAACACAUCAGCAAGAAAUCAGACAAUCGGCAGUUUUCUCGUUAAUCAUCCAGUCAUUAAAAUGGCUGCUGGCAUUGAAAGAGCCCACCUUGAUCAAAACCAUCUGGCAGUUACUUUCAGUUUAAACUGCUCCAUUCACGUGUUUAGGUGGUUUUUUUCCGGGAACAUGUUGUAUUUCUCAGGUCAGGAAGACUCUUUGGAAGGGAGACUAAAGGAUAAAAUGGCCAGCUAAUUUUGCCAUAUUUAAGGAAGAAGCUCAUUUAAUUACUUAAAGUCAAUACUACAGAGGUUUUUAUUAAAGAAAGAAAAAUUACUUUUAGGUUUUAUAGAAGAACUUGCUUUACAUUUACCCUUUUUUCUAUGCACACCUCUGAAAAUUGUUGGAGUGGUCAACAUAAGGACAUUACAACAUGAGAUAAAAAGGCUUUGCUCACAUGAAUCUUUGCAAGGGAUUUUAGUGCUACAGAACUCUGCACUGGCCAUCAAAUAUGCUGAAGAAUAUAGAAAGAUUCCUUUAGAACAGAGUGUAUGGAUGAAUAAUUAAGGCUGUAUGAGCUUGUGAUUAAUUUCAGACAUGGUAUCUUUAUAACAAGUACAGUGUCCAAAAUAAUAAAUCAUCUCUUACACCACUUCUGGGACAUGCAUAAUACUCUUUUAAUGUUGUGAUAUAAUGGUAACAUUCUAGUGCAAUGUUUGGUUUUCCUUUAUGUUCACUUUAAAUCUGAAAUUAUCUACUGUGCUCUCUUAUGAAAUGCAAAAAGAAAUAAGAAAAGCAGGUAACAUAAAUUGUACUUGACCCAGAUUAUGUUUUUUAAGAUACUUCAUAACCUUGAUGCAGAGAAGGUUUGUAGUUGUAUCUUGUAAAUUACAAAAGUGAAUUCCUUUUAAGUCUUAGUAUAUCAGAUCAGUGGUGGGCAAAGGCAAAGGUGCUGCCACAGGACUGAGAGUGGAGAGACUCAAUAAGUGAAAAAAUGAAAUGGGGUAUAGAUAUACUAGAACAGUAUUUUGAAGGAGGAAUAUAAAAGACUGAAGUGGAAGAGGCUGGAAUACACAUUGCAAACAAAGAAAUGUGAAGGGUGCAAAAAGAAUACACAAGUUGGGCAAAAGUAGAGUAACUGUAUUACAUAUUAUUUUCAUCUCUGCUAUUGUAGCAAUAGGUAACUGCUUAUAUGAGACUACAGUGGUGGUGGGCAAGUGUUUAAAAAGUGUUCAUGUGUCAAGACAGGGAAAGACAAAUGUCACAGAAUCCAGAAAUCUGGACCCCAUGUGAUUACAGUAAGCCAGCUUUUAAUUAACAUUUAAAAUGUAACUCGGGACCAGUUACAAAAGCAUAAGCAGUUAUUCCAAUAUAAAUAGGACUGUUGUUUCUUAGGUCUUCUGAAGUAGCAUGUCAGAUUUAAAACUAUGAUAUGAGCAUUGAUGUAUGGCCAAAAAAAAUAAGUGAACUUUAUUUUCAUCCUUAGAAAAAAUAGAUAAUUUGGGGGGGCAGAAAUAAUAUCACCAUUCUGUUGCCAGUGCUUCCACCAUUCAGAACUGAGCAUUGCCUGCUUUUCCAUUUCUGUCUGUAGACUUGGACUUUUCAAAAUUCUUAAUUAACACUGGUCAGAUCUUCAGAGUUUCUGAUACGUCAGAAUAUUUCAGUAGAUUAAUUUUGUCACAUGGAUUUGAAUGUCUUGUGCUUCUAGGGUUGCAUUGAAAUGGCAAAAUCUGCUCUGAAGGGUAAGCAAUGCUAAGAACAUGAUGCCUGUCUCAUUGAGUUCUAAUCUUUGAUUCUGGGGUUUCUUAUAUAUUUAUAAAUAAUAGAUGUUAAAAUAGUUCUCAUGCCUGGUUAUUAGUGGCACAUUUUAGGAGUUAUCUCUGAGACCUACAGCCUCAUACAGUUUAAGGCUUCUGUCUGUAGUUGCCAGCUGUGUAGUCACAGCAUGGGAAUUAACUUACGUUAUAGCAAAAGAAACGCUGAGGGACUCAUUAGAUGAACUGCAAAAUUAAUUACUUGGAAAGAGAUGUAAGCAAAGCUUUAGUAAACCUCUGUGAAGAUCAGAGCAUGGUGAUGUGAGGAAAAGCAGCCUGGCUGUGGUAGUGUGGAAUAUUUGUUUGGAACAGGAAAAAGCUGAAAUGUUGGGCCCAGUCAAUGGCCACCUGUCUGACCAUGUGCUGCAGAGCCAGGACUGGUUGGGCUUGAAAAUGCAUCAAAAUUCCUGCCACUUCCCUGUGUAGGCAAAAGCCUGCACUGUGGAGAACUACUUUUAUCUGUCAGUCAUUUUGGGAACAGCAAGCUGGCUGCUUUCCCAACAGUUUGAAAACCUCUAGCUGCACCUAAUUUUUUCUUUGGAAGAGCUGAGGUACUGUCUGAUACAUGGGAAACACUGACAAAACAGUGCUUUGGCAUGAGCCUGCACAGUUCCUCCCUGGGAUAUUUGGGUUGCAUUUUCUUAUAGACCCUAAUACAAAGAAACCUUUGAACCAACCUUACUUUGGAGAUGAAAAGACUGGAUACUAUUGCUCUAGAGUAAUACUAGCUUACCCUAAAAAAAAAUUUAAACACUAUUACGUAAAUAUUUUAUAUGUUUGAUGGCUGCACAGCCUGUGGUAACUACAUAAUUUGCUCUGAUUUCCUGAUCAAGCAGAAGAGAAAUUCACGAGCUGAGACUAAGUGGGAAUUAAAAGAGAAAGGGCUUCAGCUUCCUGGCUUGUGCAGAUGCAAUUACCUUUGGCUUUGUUUAUGAAAUCAGAAAUGACAAGUAGUUUCUGAUGAAAUAUCAUGUAUGGGGCAGCAUCUGUUCUACUGUGGGGUAUUGCAAGAAGUGUAAAACAUAGUCAAACUGAUUGGAAAUCCAGCAUUUCCUUUGCAACUUCCCCUGUUAUCAAUCUUGUGAGCAGUUAAUAGACCUCAGCCCUCAGACUCUCAAGGCUUGUCUCAUAACAGUGACCGAUAGGUUGGGGACUAAUAUUGUGUGCCUUGAGAAAUUGCCUCCUUUCUCUGAGAACCUUGACAAAGAAAUUGGACUCUUUAAACCACUUAAGGGGAUCAUCAAAACUGUCCUGCUUGAACUCAAAGAUUUUUUUGACAGUUCUUGGAACAGGCCCAUAAAGGAGAAUUCCAUUGCUGAGCUACUGUUCAUAAUCAUGAAAGAUCUUGCCAUGAUACAAGUUUCCUUUGCCAUAACAAGUUAUAGACAAGCACAAGACCAGCCAGAAAGUGUUGCCAUCAAAUUUUUCAGGGUGAAUGUCACAGGUAGAGGACACUUUUAUUGACGGUGUAGAGCAAGAAUGCUUGAGAACUGGGUAAGAUAUUAUCUACUGAGGUCUGCUGUAAAUAAAAAGUAUGUUUAUGUUUUGGCAAUAA
Messenger RNA from Neopelma chrysocephalum (saffron-crested tyrant-manakin), 5248 nucleotides. RefSeq names its product DEAD-box helicase 18 (gene DDX18). Gene Ontology annotation, molecular function: RNA helicase activity; ATP binding; nucleic acid binding. The record is from RefSeq and is a predicted model, not a curated record. Lineage: Eukaryota; Metazoa; Chordata; Aves; Passeriformes; Pipridae. Gene Ontology annotation, cellular component: nucleolus. The transcript has 14 exons. Bases 1 to 1947 code for a protein of 648 amino acids. Gene Ontology annotation, biological process: maturation of LSU-rRNA from tricistronic rRNA transcript (SSU-rRNA, 5.8S rRNA, LSU-rRNA).